AUGGUUUGGAACAACUGGUUGGCUCUGAAGCGCCUCCGGCGAGCGAUCCAGAAGGUGAGGUUCCUGCUGAACAUCAAUCUGAAUCGGUUCAGGUUGUCCGCCGCCGCUAUCCGAACGUUGAGCAGAAGGAACCUUAGCUUACCCAAGUCCCCGGCCGGCCUGCUUGAAGCGGCGGACUUCGACGACGAAGCAAGCGCGCAAGACCAGUGCUUUUCAAGGACGAUCAGUGGGUGCUCGGAGGAUAUCGACCAGAAAGCAGAGGAUUUCAUCGCGAGAUUUUACAGCCACAUUCAGAUGGAGCGCCAGGUUUCUCUGGAGCUGCGCUAUUGCAACCGCACUCUGGAGAGAACGUGGUCGGAUUAUUCGCCUUAG
This is a messenger RNA of Nymphaea colorata (pocket water lily), 372 nucleotides long. RefSeq lists its product as uncharacterized. The coding region runs from base 1 to 372 and encodes 123 amino acids. The record is from RefSeq and is a predicted model, not a curated record. The transcript has a single exon. Lineage: Eukaryota; Viridiplantae; Streptophyta; Magnoliopsida; Nymphaeales; Nymphaeaceae.